Messenger RNA from Symbiodinium sp. CCMP2592, 3996 nucleotides. The record is from the annotation of a GenBank genome assembly. NCBI's taxonomy places the organism in Eukaryota, Dinophyceae, Suessiales, Symbiodiniaceae.
AUGCCUUCCACCGCCACCAAUGUUGCCAUGGCCGGCAUCGGUGCCUUCGCGGCAGCAGGUGCCUUGAGCGGUGCCUUCGUGGCACCUGUUGGCCAGGUCCAGCACAGCGAGCCUCAGAUGCAGAGGACCAACCUCCGCGCCGCUGGCUAUGGCUCCUCUCAGGCUGCCGGUGUUGGUGCCAUGGCUGGCCUCGGUGCCGUGGCCGGCCUGGCCGCAGCGGGCGUGGCUGGCAAGCGUGCCAGCAAGGGACGCACCUCCAUGCAGGCCGUGGGCGUCGGCAUCAACGGCUUCGGCCGCAUCGGCAGGCAGGUGGCCCGCAUCGCCAUGAAGGACCCGGAGACCGAGCUCAAGCUCAUCAAUGCCAGCUAUGAUGCCGACUACCUGGCAUACAUGAUGAAAUAUGAUACGAUCCACGGUAAGUAUGAUGGAACCGUCGAGGUGGAUGGCGACUCCCUGGUCAUUGACGGCCAGAAGGUGGCCUUGUCCCACACCCGCGACCCUGCUGAGAUCCCUUUCGGCGAGCACGGUGCAGAGUACGUGUGUGAGUCCACUGGCGUGUUCCUGACCACCGAGAAGGUGCAGCCCCACUUGAAGGCCGGUGCCAAGAAGGUGAUCUUCUCCGCUCCCGCAAAGGAUGACUCCCACACCAUCGUCAUGGGCGUGAACGAGGACACUUACGACCCGUCCAUGGAGGCCGUGUCCUGCGCCUCUUGCACUACCAACGGCCUGGCCCCAGCCGUGCGUGUCCUGCAGGAGAAGUUCGGCAUCAAGCGCGGCCUGAUGACCACCUGCCACGCCAUGACCGCGUCUCAGCCCACGGUGGAUGGCACCUCCAAGAAGGACUGGCGUGGUGGCCGCGCCGGCCCUGGCAACAUCAUUCCUAGCUCCACCGGUGCCGCCAAGGCUGUGGCGAAGGUUAUUCCGGAUGUGAAGGGCAAGCUGACCGGCAUGGCUUUGCGCGUGCCGACCAUCGAUGUGUCCGUGGUCGACCUGACCGUGGAGUUGGAGAAGGAGACCACCUACGAGGAGAUCUGCGCCGAGAUGAAGAAGCGAUCCGAGGGAGACAUGAAGGGCUACCUGGGCUACACGGACGAGGCCUUGGUGUCCACUGACUUCGAGACCAACCCGAUCUCUUGCACUUUCGACUCCAAGGCUGGCAUCAUGCUGGACCCCACCUUCGUCAAGGUCGUCUGCUGGUAUGACAACGAGUGGGGCUACAGCUGCCGAGUUGUCGAUUUGAUCAAGCACAUGGCUGCUGAGGUCGAUGAAAUCAACCUCCUCUUGUUCCUCUUGAACUCACCGAGUUUCUUUUUCCGUCUCGCUGCCGAGCACAAGGGCACGGUUCGAAAGCCCUUCGUUGUGCAGAUCCUCGAAAUCAUGCCUUCCACCGCCACCAAUGUUGCCAUGGCCGGCGUCGGUGCCUUCGCGGCAGCGGGUGCCUUGAGCAGUGCCUUCGUGGCACCUGUUGGCCAGGUCCAGCACAGCGAGCCUCAGAUGCAGAGGACCAACCUCCGCGCCGCUGGCUAUGGCUCCUCUCAGGCUGCCGGUGUUGGUGCCAUGGCUGGCCUCGGUGCCGUGGCCGGCCUGGCCGCAGCGGGCGUGGCUGGCAAGCGUGCCAGCAAGGGACGCACCUCCAUGCAGGCCGUGGGCGUCGGCAUCAACGGCUUCGGCCGCAUCGGCAGGCAGGUGGCCCGCAUCGCCAUGAAGGACCCGGAGACCGAGCUCAAGCUCAUCAAUGCCAGCUAUGAUGCCGACUACCUGGCAUACAUGAUGAAAUAUGAUACUAUUCAUGGUAAGUAUGAUGGAACCGUCGAGGUGGAUGGCGACUCCCUGGUCAUUGACGGCCAGAAGGUGGCCUUGUCCCACACCCGCGACCCUGCUGAGAUCCCUUUUGGCGAGCACGGUGCUGAGUACGUGUGUGAGUCCACUGGCGUGUUCCUGACCACCGAGAAGGUGCAGCCCCACUUGAAGGCCGGUGCCAAGAAGGUGAUCUUCUCCGCGCCCGCAAAGGAUGACUCCCACACCAUCGUCAUGGGCGUGAACGAGGACACUUACGACCCGUCCAUGGAGGCCGUGUCCUGCGCCUCUUGCACUACCAACGGCCUGGCCCCAGCCGUGCGUGUCCUGCAGGAGAAGUUCGGCAUCAAGCGCGGCCUGAUGACCACCUGCCACGCCAUGACCGCGUCUCAGCCCACGGUGGAUGGCACCUCCAAGAAGGACUGGCGCGGUGGCCGCGCCGGCCCUGGCAACAUCAUUCCUAGCUCCACCGGUGCCGCCAAGGCAGUGGCGAAGGUCAUUCCGGAUGUGAAGGGCAAGCUGACCGGCAUGGCUUUGCGCGUGCCGACCAUCGAUGUGUCCGUGGUCGACCUGACCGUGGAGUUGGAGAAGGAGACCACCUACGAGGAGAUCUGCGCCGAGAUGAAGAAGCGAUCCGAGGGAGACAUGAAGGGCUACCUGGGCUACACGGACGAGGCCUUGGUGUCCACUGACUUCGAGACCAACCCGAUCUCUUGCACUUUCGACUCCAAGGCUGGCAUCAUGCUGGACCCCACCUUCGUCAAGGUCGUCUGCUGGUAUGACAACGAGUGGGGCUACAGCUGCCGAGUUGUCGAUUUGAUCAAGCACAUGGUUGAUGAAAUCAACCUCCUCUUGUUCCUCUUGAACUCACCGAGUUUCUUUUUCCGUCUCGCUGCCGAGCACAAGGGCACGGCUUUACCCCCAGCGGCCAUUAAGCAGGUUCGAAAGCCCUUCGUUGUGCAGAUCCUCGAAAUCAUGCCUUCCACCGCCACCAAUGUUGCCAUGGCCGGCGUCGGUGCCUUCGCGGCAGCGGGUGCCUUGAGCAGUGCCUUCGUGGCACCUGUUGGCCAGGUCCAGCACAGCGAGCCUCAGAUGCAGAGGACCAACCUCCGCGCCGCUGGCUAUGGCUCCUCUCAGGCUGCCGGUGUUGGUGCCAUGGCUGGCCUCGGUGCCGUGGCCGGCCUGGCCGCAGCGGGCGUGGCUGGCAAGCGUGCCAGCAAGGGACGCACCUCCAUGCAGGCCGUGGGCGUCGGCAUCAACGGCUUCGGCCGCAUCGGCAGGCAGGUGGCCCGCAUCGCCAUGAAGGACCCGGAGACCGAGCUCAAGCUCAUCAAUGCCAGCUAUGAUGCCGACUACCUGGCAUACAUGAUGAAAUAUGAUACGAUCCACGGUAAGUAUGAUGGAACCGUCGAGGUGGAUGGCGACUCCCUGGUCAUUGACGGCCAGAAGGUGGCCUUGUCCCACACCCGCGACCCUGCUGAGAUCCCUUUGGCGAGCACGGUGCAGCCCCACUUGAAGGCCGGUGCCAAGAAGGUGAUCUUCUCCGCUCCCGCAAAGGAUGACUCCCACACCAUCGUCAUGGGCGUGAACGAGGACACUUACGACCCGUCCAUGGAGGCCGUGUCCUGCGCCUCUUGCACUACCAACGGCCUGGCCCCAGCCGUGCGUGUCCUGCAGGAGAAGUUCGGCAUCAAGCGCGGCCUGAUGACCACCUGCCACGCCAUGACUGCGUCUCAGCCCACGGUGGAUGGCACCUCCAAGAAGGACUGGCGCGGUGGCCGCGCCGGCCCUGGCAACAUCAUUCCUAGCUCCACCGGUGCCGCCAAGGCAGUGGCGAAGGUCAUUCCGGAUGUGAAGGGCAAGCUGACCGGCAUGGCUUUGCGCGUGCCGACCAUCGAUGUGUCCGUGGUCGACCUGACCGUGGAGUUGGAGAAGGAGACCACCUACGAGGAGAUCUGCGCCGAGAUGAAGAAGCGAUCCGAGGGAGACAUGAAGGGCUACCUGGGCUACACGGACGAGGCCUUGGUGUCCACUGACUUCGAGACCAACCCGAUCUCUUGCACUUUCGACUCCAAGGCUGGCAUCAUGCUGGACCCCACCUUCGUCAAGGUCGUCUGCUGGUAUGACAACGAGUGGGGCUACAGCUGCCGAGUUGUCGAUUUGAUCAAGCACAUGGCUGCUGAGGAUGCCAAGGCAUAA